GCUUGCAAUGGCUGCCUCUACAUAGAGUGGAAAGACUUUUAAUGGAGAGAAGUGUGGAUGAAGGUACUAGAGUGGAAGCUGGCGGAGACAGUGAGGAAAACGAAUCGAGUGAAAAUGUUAAUUCAUCCAAUAUAAAUUUUCUUAAGGAAAAUGAAGAUUCUAUUGAAGGGUCUCUAUCCAUAGAUCCAAGUGACAUAAAACUCAGUGAUGGUACAAAUAAAAAUGUUGACGAUACAGAAAAAUUGUCCCAAAAAGAUUUGGGGACUGAACUAUCUACUUGUAGUCAUGAUGAGCUAGCAGAAGAUGUAAAAAAUACCUCUGACUUAGACAAAGCUGCAUCUAUUAGUGAACAACAUGCUACUGUUGAAGAUUCUUCUAGAUCAUCACCUCUCAGUAAUAGCAAUAGUGAGUCAUCUGAAAGGGAGAUUAAUCUGGAAUCAUCAAGCCCUAAUACUGAAGAAUCUGGUCCUAGUAUAGAUGCUUCCCUAUCUGAGCCCUUACAAAAAAGUUCUGUUGCUGGGUUUGACUCAGAAGUACCAGUGCUGCAUGCAGCACCUGCUGGACCUUCAAAUGACAGAGAAGACAUCAGUGAGGAUGAGCUGGAUAUUGAUUCUACUGGGAGCGUAGAUCAAGAGGUUACCCAGCCCCAAAAUGUUGCCCCUGUUGACACCUUAGAUAUUCAGGGUCCUACUAAUGUUGAGGUUUCAAUGGAAUUGUCUAGAGAUACUGGUGGUACUCUUCCUGAGACACAAUUGAUCAAUGAUGAUACUAGGGGCACCAUAUCAAGUGAUGAUAGAGAAAUAAUUGACCUGAAGCUAGAAGAUGCUGUGGGUAAAAGUGACGACGACGAUGAUUUUAAUCGUGAAUCUAAAGGAGCUAGCGAAGAUUUAGAAGCUGUCUCUGAUGAUGAGUUACCAGAAGCGGCACAAGUUGCUCCGACUUUAUCAGAACCUAGCAGUUCUACAAUGAUUGGAGAUGUAGUGAGUUCAGAAGAUGAAGGGGCUUUAAGUCUAGAGAACGUGUAUGGAGCUUUACAUGACACCGAGCACAAUUCAGUACAUCGGAUAUCCUCCAACCUUGAUAUUUCUGAGGCUUCUAAUAGCUAUGUUAGCUCAACAGAUUUACAUAGGGCAUUAGAUAAAGAAGAUUCUUUGUCACAACAAAAUUCUGAGCCACUUAACACUAAUAUACCAAGUCUGCCUCCUUUGGAGGCUGAACCUAUAUCAGAUGAGGAAGACAUGGAGCAAGGAGAUGACAAUCCAUCUGGCUGUGAUGGUGAUGGGGAAGCAGGCGAGAUUAAAAGUCCAGUUCGUUCUCCUAUUUCCGAACAAGGUGGACUUUUGGGUGAGGUUGAGCCUAUUUCUGCAGAUGAAACUAGUGAUACUGAUGGAGAAUUACAUAGCGGAGAUGAUGACUCCAGGCCUGGGGAGAGCGGACUAAAAUCUGGCAAUAACUUUGAAUCUAUAGAAUCUGAUGAAGAUGGUGAUUUAGAGGCCAAUUCAUCUAAUAAACCUUCUUUAAGAUCUCAUUCUUCUGGUAUGUUAAAUGUUGAGGAAAAAAAGAUUAGUAGUGAUUAUAUGGAGAAUAUUUCUGAUGAAGAAAACUUAGAGCAAGGGGAUGGCUAUAGAAAGUCUGGUAAAGUUUCUCUUAGACUCUCAGAAGAAAAUUUACAACUUAGCAAUUCACUUAAUAAGGAUAUAGAAUCUGAAAAAAAGCCUUUAGCUACAAACUUUAAUGAACAUCAAGUAGAACUUGAUUAUGAAGAGAAUGAGGGAGAAGAAGGUGUUGGUAAAAUAGAGGAAUUACCUGAGCCUAAAACUAAAGAUGAUGGUGAAGAAGGAGAACUUGCAGAGGCUGCCGGCUCUGAUAAAGAUGAAGGGGAAUUAAGUGAUGAUGAUUGUGAGGAAGGUGAAAUUAAAGAACCUGGCAGCAAAAAGCCUUUUGUUACACCAAUGUGCAGGUUCUUCCAAAAAGGCAAUUGCACUUGGGGCAUCAACUGUAGAUUUUUGCAUCCAGGUGUAAAUGAUAAAGGUAACUACCAGAUGAUAGAAAUACCUGGUUUCAAACCUCUUGGGAUCAGAUCUCGAAUAGGGGUUCCAGGACCAUGGCCUCAGCAACCUGAAGUACCCAUAGAACUCCCACCUCCUCCAAUUCCAGACAUUCCACCUGUUGAAACAGCUUGGGAAAGAGGCCUCAGGAUUGCUAAAGAGCAAAGAAAAAAAGCAAAUGAAAGAAAAGAGCUUGAACCCGAUUUUGAAGAAAAAUGUUUAAAUUUAUCAGUUGAUGAGGAGAGAGAAUUGAACAAGGAGAACGAACGAAUGCCCAAAAUCAUUCCUAAAGACCCUUACUAUGACCAGCAAGCAUUUGAAGAGGAUGAAUAUUAUAAAAUACCAAGAGAUCCUUGGCAGACUGGCCACUAUGAAAAUUUUGAAGUGAGAUACCACAGAGAAAGCUCUUUUUCUCCACCAUAUCGGGAUAAAACUAUGAUGAUGCCACCAUCAAGAUACAGCCGGCCUUACAGUCCACCAGUUGAUAAAUUUGGAAGAGAGAGACUAGAAAGAAGAGAACCAUUUAGACCUGAACCCCCUCCAGUACCUAUUACAUCCCAUGAUUAUCCAUCUCCCAUUAAAAGACCAGAUGAAUGGACUGAUCCAUGGCGAAGGUCCAAGUCUCCUCAAGCACACAAGCCCAAACCUAGAAAUCACUCGCGUGGUAGAAGGGCACAUAGAUCUGUCAGUGAUUCCUCAAACUCAUCCAGGUCAAGUUCAGGAUCAUCUUCAGGAUCAUCGCGUAGUAGUCGUUCUUUCAGUGGCUCAUCUGGCAGUUCUAGCCAUUCACGAUCUCCAGAGCCUGCUCCCCCUGGUGUAGAUAGACAUGAUCAUUAUUUUUCUCCAUCACGUGACCAACCCAGAAGUGCAGUUGCAGUUCGGGGUCGUGGUGGCUACAACAAUUAUGAUCAAAACUACAGGAGAGGUAGUCGAGGCUAUGAUAGGUCUAGGGUUGGCAACAGUGGAUACCAGCAGCGAGGAAACUAUCGUGGUGGUGGUGGCGGAGGCUACUAUAAUAAUUAUGGUGGGGGAGGUGGUGGUUACCCAGAAAGAGACAUGAGAGACAGGGGUAGGGAUGAGAGAUUAGGAAGAAGAGGUCGAUCACCCCCUGACAGACCACUACCAUAUGUUAGACCUAGGCCAAAAAGUGCUAGUAGUCGUUCAAGUUCCAGUAGAUCACGCUCAAGGAGUCGUGGCAGAUUCACAUCUUCACACUCUAGAUCCAGUUCUGGAAGUUCACGAUCUAGCAGCUCCUCAAGUUCAUCUGCUGGUAGUGCUGAUUCUGAACAUUUGUAUAGAGACUUGGGACCACCAGCAAAGAACCCAAGAGGGCAACCUGUAGCCAAAAAGAAAAGGACCAAUAGUCAUAAAGAACAUACCAAAAACAUACCCAUGCCUCCUCAAUCUGGUCCAAUGAUGGGUCAACCCCACUCUCCAAAAAAUCUCGACCGUAUACCACACCCUCGUGAUCCCAAAAAUAUGCCCCCUGGCCCAGUUCCAGGCAGAAAUGAAUCAAAAUAUGCAAGUCGCAAUGCGCCCCAGGCACCCAUUAAAGCUAAAGAUCCUCUCAAAGUUGUUGGACAGAAGUCAAAUAUCAAGCUCACAUUACUACCAAAGCAGCAGCAGUCAUCUUUAGGCAACAGGCCGAAUCCUCUGGACUCUCCACCUCACAAUAAACGCAGAUUGUCAGAGAGAGAUACCUCACCUGUCCCUGCACCACCAGCCAAACGCUUGAACCUGCCACUACCUCAGGCAUCAUCUGCUUUGAGACUAGCUACAGAAAAAGCUUCAAAGUUACAGUUGCGUCAAGAAAGAGGCAAGUCCCCUCCUCCUGUUCCUGUACCCCAGCCUCCGCUACCACCAAACGCCCCGAGGACCAAGGCACCAAUCUCCCCUCAGAAACAACCAAGUAGCUCUAAAUCUCGUAUCCCAGAGCCCACAGUAGCCAAAGCUGUCCCGAAAGCUCCAUCAGCGAAUGCCCCCACAGCAACAGCCACAGGGGCGAAGGCUAAGAAAAGCAUGUCAUCUCGCAGAGAGGAGCUGCUCAAACAACUGAAAGCUGUGGAAGAUGCUAUUGCCAGGAAAAAGUCCAAGCUUCAGUGAUGUCGUUCUUGUCUGCACUCUUGUUUUAGUAUGCAAGGUAUGAGAGUCUAUUGAAUAGUGUGAAAAUGGUGCGCAUGUGUGAGAAUAGGUCAGUGUAUAUAUUAUAAUUCAGUCAUUUUAUGAUAUAUUUAAGUGUUCACCGAUUAUUCUUUUUCCAAAUUAAUUUAAAAAACUUAAGUAUUGUCAUAACUUUUAGACAACAGUGCCUUUGUUGGCUGCUAAAGCAACUCGUUGAUUAUUUUAUUUCAAUUAAAUAUCUAACAGUUAUGACAGUUCUUUACAAUGGAUGUUCUAGAAAUUUGCCCCAAUAUGAACAUCAUUGGUUAGAUAAAAAAAUUCAUUGUAUAUAAGUACAUAAGUGUUUUGUAAGACGUAUUACAUUUCAGUGAGUUGGUCACUUCUGAAAUGUAUUGCCAUUAAAAUAAUUAUUUUCUUUUAUUUAGAAAAUAUUUAUAAUGCACAUAGUAGGAAACAUUGAUUUGUUUUAUAUUUUAUGAUUGUGACAGAAUUUUAAUUUACAAAUUAUUCAGUUCUGAUUGAUCUAGAAUACAUUUUUCUAGAAUAAUAGAUGUAAAAUUUUGCUUUUGGUCUAAUACCAACCUCAAAUGUACCUUGGGUUAAGGUGAUUUAAAUUUUCUUUUUUGACUAUAGCACAUUAAAUUUCUGUUGCAGAGAAGUGUUUGUGUACAUUGUUCCACAAUAUAAAUAGUAGUUGAGUUAUUUUCUCUUACAUGUGCAGUAUUUGGUGGUCCACUUGACAAAAAAAGCCAUCAGUGCAUUUAGUGGGCUUUACUUGUACAAAGACCUGUUCAUUGUUUCUGAUGCACUAGUAUUAUUGAUUUCACCUGAAGUUUUUUUUUUUUAUGGGAGCUAUGCUCCCACUUAACUGGUGAAUGAAUGUAUAUGAUGUGUGAUUUCACCCCGGUAUAUGAUUCAUCUAGUAAAUUGCACUCACACCUUUUGAGUGAACAUUAGCAUGAAGAUCAGAAGAAUGUUGAGCUCUAGUUUGUUGUUAGCUACUAAGUCACAGUUGUCCCCCUUGGGAUAAGGUACAGUUUUUUUAGAAGAAAAAAAAAGCAAUAGACUUUUUUAAUGUUUACAAAAACCAUGACCAUCAAUUGGUGCACCCCAUCACAAAAGUGAUGUAACAUAAGGAACAUUGCAUUGUUAGGUAAAAUAAUUUGAUUUCAAGUUAAAUGUACACAUUAAUCUUAGAAGUUAUUUAUCUUAACUUAUUAAUUUUGGUUGUCAAUAGAUGUUUCUAAAAUAGGUGAGAAGAUGAAAUUUCCAACAUUUUCUUAAUCUUUGUGUGAUAUCUUCCUGUUUCUAUCUAAGAAAAA
Physella acuta is the source of this 5491-nucleotide messenger RNA. Its product is annotated as zinc finger CCCH domain-containing protein 18. Gene Ontology annotation, cellular component: precatalytic spliceosome. The record is from RefSeq and is a predicted model, not a curated record. Gene Ontology annotation, molecular function: RNA binding; metal ion binding. Lineage: Eukaryota; Metazoa; Mollusca; Gastropoda; Physidae.